AAAGGGGUGUGUUAUCUCUGUUCUAGAAAUCAUGAAGCUGUUUCUCCUGGAGGUCAAGUGGCUUGACAGAGAUCACAUGGCUAAUAUCAAGCCUCCAACUCUAGCCUGUGGCUCCAGAGUGCUUGCUUUUAUCCAAUGCAGCACGUUUCUUUCCCAUGCAAUACAAAAGGGGACCAUUAUUUAGAUGUCAAGGUAAAGUAUUGAUGAUGGCAAAGUGGCAAGAACUCUGAUUUUCUUUCCAGUAACCUUAAAGGUUACUACCUUAAGUUUGUUUUUUUUUUUUUAAAAUAGCCUAAAGUCAUAUAAGAUCUUUUAAAAUGAACAACAACAAUAAAUGGUGGCAAGUGGGACUUCAGUUUCUGAAGACUGCCCGUGGGCUCACCAGAAAGCAGGGAUAUAAUCCUCUGGUAAAGCUAACUGCCCCGUUAGAGCCACCUGAGAGUCACCUACGGGGCUGCUUAGUCAGCAGUAUUGCUGUGGAAACCAGCCCUCCCUCUGCCUACACAUGUGGCACAUGACUGCUUUGUGGGAAAAGAAACAGGAAGGGAAGGAAGAAAGUAGAGGCAUCAGUGCCAGGUCCCAGCUGCUUCUCUCCUGUGCCUGGUGUGACCUGGUGUGGCCGGGAUUCUGCUCAGGGUGCCUAGGAGGCAGGACACUUGAAAGGUACACAUAAUGUGUGUGGUGCACAGAAGGAUGAGGAUGCUCUGAUGGUUUGCUGAGUCUUAGAGGCAAGUUCAGUGGGUCACUUUGUCUCCAAGUACAGAUGUUGAGUUCUCAGAGGGUCACACUGCUAUCCAGUGACACCCCAGGUUCAGGCUACCACCACACAGCAGUGGUCCACUUAUAAGCACCGGGCAGAGGAGAAACACAGGGUGGUGGAAAGCAGACACUUGGGGUGACUCAUUCUGUUUUAAUCUGGAUCCAGGCUGAAAUGGGCAAGUGCUGUAUUUAAAUAAUAUCCAGGGAGGGAACCAGAAUCUCCCAGUGCAUCUUCUGAUUAUUCAUGUAGGAUGUGUAUGUUUGUGUUUUGUUUUUGUUUUUUUAAAGAAGAAUCUUCUCCUGCCAUAGGCCUCACACUUUUCCCAGAUAUGAACUGUUCUGUGCCACAGUUGACUAUCGUAGGCCAGAUAGCAAAUACUAGGAUGUGUGCAUGUUGAGAAGUGACUUACUCUGUAGAGCGAAUGCAUCAGAGGAAACAUUUUGACUCUGGGAAAUGAACUACAUUAAAUUUUACCCAUUUAAGUAUACUAUUAUAACAAGAAAAAACUGAAAAAAAUAUCUGGCAGACCAUUUAUCUUUCUGGAAGUCUGUGAAAUAUAAGACGGCGUGAGUCGUGUUUUCUGGAGUUGGAAAGCAGUGUCCUCGUUGGAGGCAGUCUGCAGAGGAUGCAGGACAGUAGCUCUUUCUUAGCCUUCUCUGAGCCUUGGCUCUUAGGAUAUAACCUGUCCUUUUGCAUGUCACUAUAGCAUAACAUGCCUUAAACAUCACAUACAAGCAUGGUCGAGAAGGGAAGUCUUUUCUAAUGGUCUGUUGCCUACAAGGCCUCUGUGGUCUUUUUGACAUCAUGACUCAAAAGCAUGCAGAAGGCUCCAAUGAGUUUAGAAUUUACUCUCUGCUCUCCUGUGGCAGCACCAUGGCAUGAAACUCAGUGACCCCAGCAGAUGCUACUGAUCUAAAGGAUAAUUCUGCAGUUGACUUUCAACCACUGCUUAUAGCUUGAGGUUGUGCUUGAAGUUGGGGCACUGGUGGAACACUAACCCUGAUGCAGAAUAGUUUUAGCACUGCCACUCAACACUGAUAUGUUUAAUCAUCUGAUAAAGAUUUAUUCAGUAUGUCUAUGUUGAAUAAUAUAUCUGUGCUGUCUAUAUAUAGCUUUGGCUAGAUGCCCUUGGUAAAGGGCCAUAUAACUCAUCAGCAGGCCCAUGUUCUUUCUAAUUUUAUUUUAUAUAUAUGGGUAUUUUGCCUAUAUGUAUGUAUGUGCACUGUGUGUACGGAGGCCAAAAGAGGGCAUCUGACCAUCUGGAACUGGAGUUGCAGUGAGUUGUGAGUUGCCCUGUUUGGGCUGGGAAUUGAACCUGGGUCCUCUGCAGAGCAUCCAGAGCUUAACUGCUGAGCUGUCUCUACAGAUCUACCAGGGCCCCUUUUGAGAAUGAGAGGGAGCUGUUCAUCUUCAUACUGAGACUGCAUUGGGCUUCUGAGGCAGAGUUGUGGUUUAAGGCCAACCUCUACUGCAUAAUGAAACUAUGUCUUAAGUUACUGGCUCAGUCAGUAGAGUGCUAGCCUGGCAUCCAGGAGUAAAGUCCUGGGUUUGAUCUCUAGAACAUCUUAAUACCACAUACUAGUAAUUAUAUGUCUGUAAUCCUGGUACUAGAGGUAGGAGGAAUAAGUGUUCAAGGUCCUCCUAGGCUACAUAGUGCGUUCUAAGGAAGCCUGGGCUCUGAAAUUGUACUUCAACAAAACAAAGCAAUGCAAGCCGAUCUAAAAUAAUAAUAACAAGAAUAACUUUAUUAUUGUUAUGUUGCUGCAGUCAGCACAUAGUGGGAGUGGGAUUAUCCUAGCUAAUCUGGAACAGACAGUUGCCUUGUAUAUUCAUGUCCUUCAGUGUGUACAACUCUUACACAGCUGGUUAAAUCAAGAACUAUAAAGACCCUGGAUUCUAGUCUUAGCAUUGAAAAUGAAAAAAAAUUGUGAAAAAAGAUCGUUCUCUUCUACAGUUAUCCCAGGAUCACAUAAUCAGAUCCCCCCUCCCAACUGUUUAUAGCAGAGUGUGCCAGCAUCUCUUACUUCAAGAAUUCUGUUGUAGCAAAAAACUUAAAGAAUAGUUUGCUGGAGUCCAACAAACUCUCCUCAUCUCUCUCUUCCCUCCCUCCCUCCGUCCAUCUUCCUUCCUUCCUUUCUUUCUUUCUUUCUUUCUUUCUUUCUUUCUUUCUUUCUUUCUUUCUUUCUUUCUUUCUUUCUUUCUUUCUAAAGGUCUCCCUAAGUAGCUCAGGCUGCUCUCCAACUCAUAGUAAUUCUCCUGCCUCAGACACCCUAGUGCUGAGAUUAUAGGUGUUAGCCACUAUGUCUAGCAGCCAGCUUUUCCUAUUAAUAGCCAAACAGUAAGUUUGGUUAUAACAGUUGGUAUGGGCCAUGUUAUGUUAUGGCCAUCUCUUGCUGGCACUGUCGGAUGAAGAUGAUCAAGGUAGGCUGUGUUCCCAAACCACAUUUUUUUUAUCUACACAAGACAAAUCUGGGCCAUCGUUUGCCAGACUAGCUUUGUGACACUGCUUCCCACCAUGUCAUCAUGGUCUGCUGCCCUGCCCUUGUCUCCCUGUAGUCUGCUUUUGUCAUAGUUUCUGGCAUCUUCCCUAUUGUCAGUGGCAGUGACACUCUCUCUUGAUCAAGUAUAAGGAGUGAUUACUCUUCUUUACCUUGUUUGGUUUUGGUGACAUACAUAGUCAUCCUUGGUUUUCUCUGCUGAUGCUGGUUUCUCUCUUGAAAUUUUGCCCUUUUUUUUUUAAAGAUUUAUUUAUUUAUUAUAUGUGAGUAGUACACUGUCUCUGUCUUCAGACACACCAGAAGAUGGCAUCGGAUCCCAUUACAGAUGGUUGUGAGCCACCAUGUGGUUGCUGGAAUUUGAACUCAGGACCUCUGGAAGAGCAAUCAGUGCUCUUAACCACUGAGCCAUCUCUCCAGCCCUGCCCUUUUCUUCUAGACAGCUGCGUGUUGGAAUACUUGGGGGCUUGGUUCUCUCUUCCCUUCCCUGCCUUUCCCUCUCCUUUCCUCCAAGGCACCUAAUCAGAACAUACUCGAGUGACUGAAAGAGUGACUGAGAUUCUGACUGGUCUGACUGAGCAGCUGUGUUGCUGUGGGUUUUCACAAGCCACAAACUCCAGGAGCCCUCCAUGUGUCAGCUGUGGUGCUCUUCCAUCCCCCCAUCACAGGCACUUGAAGAAGCCCAGAAAGCCAUUCAGCAACUCUUUGGCAAAAUCAAGGAUAUUAAAGACAAAGCAGAAAAGUCAGAACAAAUGGUGAAAGAGAUCACCCGAGAUAUUAAGCAGUUAGAUCACGCCAAGCGCCACCUGACCACCUCGAUCACAACACUGAACCACCUGCACAUGCUGGCAGGCGGGGUGGACUCCUUGGAAGCCAUGACCAGACGCAGACAGUAUGGAGAAGUUGCUAAUCUCCUUCAGGGUGUAAUGAAUGUUCUGGAGCACUUUCACAAGUACAUGGGAAUCCCACAGAUCCGACAGCUUUCUGAACGGGUGAAGGCUGCACAGACAGAGCUAGGACAGCAAAUCCUGGCUGAUUUUGAAGAAGCAUUUCCUUCACAGGGUACCAAGAGGCCAGGAGGACCCAGCAAUGUCCUGAGAGAUGCGUGCCUGGUGGCUAAUAUUUUGGACCCCAGAAUCAAACAAGAAAUCAUCAAAAAGUUUAUUAAACAGCAUCUAUCAGAGUAUCUAGUACUUUUUCAAGAAAAUCAAGAUGUCGCCUGGCUGGACAAAAUUGACAGACGUUAUGCCUGGGUAAAACGCCAGCUUGUGGACUAUGAAGAGAAGUAUGGUCGGAUGUUUCCUCGUGAGUGGUGCAUGACAGAGAGAAUCUCAGUAGAAUUUUGCCAUGUGACGAGGACAGAACUUUCCAAAAUCAUGCGAGCCAGAGCUAAGGAAAUUGAGGUGAAGUUGCUUCUUUUUGCCAUUCAGAGAACAACUAACUUUGAGGGGUUUCUCGCAAAACGCUUCUCCGGUUGCACCUUGACAGAUGGAACCCUGAAAAAGCUGGAGUCCCCACCGCCAUCUACCAAUCCCUUCCUGGAAGAUGAGACAGCAGCAGAGACGGAGGAGCUGGCUCUGGAGAAGGGAGAGUUAGAGCAACCAAAGAAGCCCAAAGCCCCAGAUAAUCCAUUUCAUGGCAUUGUUUCCAAGUGUUUCGAGCCUCAUCUCUACGUGUACAUUGAGUCCCAGGACAAAAACCUCAGUGAGCUGAUAGACCGGUUUGUGGCAGAUUUCAAAGCCCAGGGCCCACCCAAGCCCAACACUGAUGAAGGGGGUGCUGUACUCCCCAGCUGUGCUGACCUCUUUGUCUACUAUAAGAAGUGCAUGGUACAGUGCUCACAGCUCAGCACAGGCGAGCCCAUGAUUGCCCUGACCACCAUCUUCCAGAAGUACCUCCGAGAAUACGCCUGGAAAAUCCUCUCUGGCAACCUGCCUAAAACCAGCAGCAGCAGUGGGGGGCUGACCAUCAGCAGCCUCCUCAAAGAGAAAGAGGGCUCAGAAGUGGCCAGAUUCACUCUGGAGGAGCUGUGUCUCAUCUGCAGCAUCCUGAGCACAGCCGAGUACUGUCUGGCUACCACUCAGCAGCUAGAAGAAAAACUCAAAGAAAAAGUUGAUGUGAGUCUGACUGAGCGAAUUAACCUCACAGGAGAAAUGGACACAUUCAGCACUGUCAUCUCCAGCAGCAUUCAGCUGUUGGUUCAAGAUCUAGAUGCAGCCUGUGACCCUGCCCUGAUUGCCAUGAGCAAGAUGCCGUGGCAGAACGUGGAGCAUGUUGGUGACCAGAGCCCUUAUGUCACCUCUGUUAUUCUUCACAUAAAGCAGAAUGUCCCCAUCAUCCGUGACAACCUGGCUUCCACACGGAAAUACUUCACACAGUUCUGCAUUAAAUUUGCAAAUUCGUUCAUUCCCAAAUUCAUCACCCACCUCUUCAAGUGUAAGCCGAUCAGCAUGGUGGGAGCAGAGCAGCUUCUGCUGGACACCCACUCCCUGAAGAUGGUCCUGCUCGAUCUCCCGUCCAUUGGCUCACAGGUGGUGAGGAAGGCCCCUGCCAGUUACACUAAGAUUGUCGUGAAAGGCAUGACCCGGGCUGAAAUGAUCCUCAAGGUGGUGAUGGCCCCUCAUGAACCAUUGGUAGUAUUUGUUGACAACUACAUCAAACUCCUUACAGACUGCAACACAGAAACCUUCCAGAAAAUACUGGAUAUGAAGGGGCUGAAGAGGAGUGAGCAGAGCAGCAUGCUGGAACUUUUGCGGCAGAGGCUCCCUGCCCCACCCUCAGGGACAGAAAGUUCUAGCACACUGUCCCUGAUGGCCCCAACACCAGAGCAGGAAUCAUCACGCAUCCGAAAACUUGAAAAACUGAUUAAAAAGAGACUGUAAGGAACAUGCCGACAUUGCCAGGGUCCCUGAGCAACUGAUUUCUGGAAACCCUCGCCCUUAUGACUCCAGGUCCUAAGUCCUGAAGGCUCUGAGGACAUUACGGUUAUUAAAGUAUCUCUCCCAGAA
This is a messenger RNA of Rattus norvegicus (Norway rat), 6263 nucleotides long. Lineage: Eukaryota; Metazoa; Chordata; Mammalia; Rodentia; Muridae. The record is from RefSeq and is a predicted model, not a curated record.